AUGAUUCAUGAGGUCUUUGAAACGAUUUUCGGACAUGAUGUGAGUAUCAUAGGAAGGGUCCCAAUUCAUGGGAUUUAUAAAACAGUUAACAAUGGUGGCGGUGGUGAUGAAAGGAGAUUUCGAACAAGUGUGCUUCAUCAGAAGGGUCGUCGAUGCACAUCGAUCGGAAAUGCAUAUGGGCGGAAGUGGUUGCAAAAAUUAAACCCAUUCCCGAGUGGGCAAAACAGAACACGGUCACUACCUGCUCUAUUGGUGAUGAUGAAGACGAUUGCUAUUGCCCCUUCCAAAUUGAGCAAGUGUCUUCAUUUCCGCUGUGCAUUUUACUCGAGUCGUCCUGAAUCUCCCAGAAAUCUUGAAGGAUGUUCAAAAAAGUAUAAUUCCCAUUCAGGCGACCUAGCUCUAGGUGAUGCACUGCCGAUGUUUGAUAAAAUGCUUCAAAGACGACCUCUUCCCUCAAUUGAAAACUUUACCAAAUUAAUAUCCACUGUCGUCAAAUUCAAGCGAUAUUCUACUGCUAUGUCUAUGAUACAUCGAUUAGGCCUGUUAGGUCUCAACCCUUUGGUGAAGCCUGAUAUAUAUACGUUCCACAUCGCAAUAAACUGUUUUUGCCAUUCAAAUCGAGUGCGUUUCGGGUUUUCAGUUUUAGGGAAUGUUAUGAAGCUGGGUUACGAACCAAACUGCCCAAUUUUCAAUACAUUGAUCCGGGGUCUAUGCAAUAAUGGUAAACUCUAUCAAGCAGUCAGCUUUUUUGACCAAAUCGUAAAGAAUGGGUUUGAACCUAAUGUGGUUACUUAUAACACGUUAAUUAAUGGGCUUUGUAAACUGGGAAACACUUCUUCUGCCAUCAUCUUGCUCAAGAAGAUGGAAAGAUCUAGGGUUUGUAAGCCUGACAUUGUUGCAUACAGUACAAUCAUAGAUAGUCUUUGCAAGGAUGAACAGGUAACCGAUGCAUUAAAACUCUUCUAUAAGAUGAUUGAAAGAGGAAUAACACCCAAUGUCAUAACUUAUAAUUGUUUGAUUCAAGGCGUGUGUAACUCUGAAUUAUGGGACAAAGCCAAAAGACUUUUAGAGGAGAUGUUUGCUCAAAAUAUCCAACGCGAUGUACAAACAUUUAACAUCUUAGUUGAUGCACUAUGUAAAGAAGGGAAAGCAACAGAAGCACACAAUCUGUUUGCAUCCAUUAUUAAAGAAGGUGAAUCACCUGAUACUGUAACUUACAAUUCAUUAAUGGAUGGGUAUUGUUUGGUUGACAGGGUAGAUGAUGCAAGAAAUUUAGUAGAUCACAUGAUGAUACAUAAUUGUGCACCUUGUGUUAUAAGUUAUAACACUUUAAUUAAUGGGUACUGUAAAAGUAAAAGACUUGAUGAAGCAUUGAGUCUCUUUAAGGAAAUGUCAAGAAAUGGGAUUCAUCCUAAUGUUGUAACGUAUAGUACUCUUAUCAGUGGUUUGUGUCAUGAUGGGAGACUCAAGGAUGCAAUGAUACUUUUUGAUGAGAUGAAAACUUGUGGUUUGAAAGCGAAUAUUGUUACUUAUAGCACAUUGGUGGAUUCUUUUUGUAAACAUAAGAGAGUAAAAGAGGCAUUAGAGAUGUUUGCAAAGAUUGAUGAUGUUGGGUUGAUUCCUAAUAUUGUCACUUGUAAUUGCCUAAUAGAUGGUUUGUGUAAAGAUGGGAAACUUGAUGCAGCAAAUAAAUUGUUUUCAGAACUUUCUGCUAGAGGGUUGAAACCUAAUGUUAGGACAUAUAAUAUUAUGAUGAAUGGGUUUUGUAAAAGGGGUAAACUUGAUGAAGCAGAUGAGUUACUUUUAAAGAUGAUUGAUAGUGGUUGUUUUCCAGAUGGUUUUACUUAUAAUAUAAUAGUUCAGGGAUUUAUAAUGCACAAAGAAAUGGUGAAGGCGAUUUCAAUGCUUGAAAGAAUGCGUGAUUGUGGUUUUGCAGCAAAUGCGUAUACAUCGACUUUGAUGGUUGAAUUGUUGACUACACAUAGGCUAGAAUUAGAUGAUUCAUGUAAGAAAGCUCUUGAGAUUUUCUUUAAAAAAAAUUGA
This is a messenger RNA of Lactuca saligna, 2043 nucleotides long. NCBI's taxonomy places the organism in Eukaryota, Viridiplantae, Streptophyta, Magnoliopsida, Asterales, Asteraceae. The record is from the annotation of a GenBank genome assembly.